This is a messenger RNA of Balaenoptera ricei (Rice's whale), 2486 nucleotides long. RefSeq names its product melanoregulin (gene MREG). Bases 81 to 728 code for a protein of 215 amino acids. The record is from RefSeq and is a predicted model, not a curated record. Gene Ontology annotation, cellular component: melanosome. Gene Ontology annotation, biological process: melanocyte differentiation; melanosome transport. NCBI's taxonomy places the organism in Eukaryota, Metazoa, Chordata, Mammalia, Artiodactyla, Balaenopteridae. The transcript is spliced from 5 exons.
CCGCAGCCGCGCUCGCUCGCCGCCGCCGCCGCCGCGGCUUCCUCGGAGUUGUCCGGCGCCGGCGGGGCACCUCGCUCUCCAUGGGGCCGAGGGCCUGGCUGAGGACCGUGUGCUGCUGCUGCUGCCCGUGCAGGUGCCUGGAGGAGCCCGCCGUGCCCGAGAAGGAGCCCCUGGUCAGUGGUAACAAUCCAUAUUCUUCCUUUGGAGCCACGCUGGUGAGGGAAGAUGAAAAGAAUCUGUGGAGCGUGCCUCGCGAUGUGUCCCACACAGAGGCAGACGACGACAGGAUCCUCUACAAUUUGAUCGUUGUUCGUAAUCAACAGGCCAAAGAUUCAGAGGAGUGGCAAAAACUCAACUAUGAUAUCUACACCCUGCGACAGAUUCGAAGGGAAGUGAGAAAUAGAUGGAAACGCAUUUUAGAAGAUUUAGGUUUUCAAAAGGAAGCAGACUCUUUGUUGUCAGUGACAAAACUCAGCACCAUCAGUGAUUCUAAAAACACAAGGAAAGCUCGGGAGAUAUUGUUGAGACUGGCUGAAGAGACCAAUAUUUUCCCAACCAGUUGGGAGCUUUCGGAGAGAUAUCUCUUUGUUGUGGACCGUCUCAUUACACUCGAUGCUGCGGAAGAAUUCUUUAAAAUUGCCAGUCAAACUUACCCCAAGAAGCCUGGGGUCCCUUGCCAGGCAGAUGGCCAGAAAGAACUGCACUACCUUCCCUUUCCAAGUCCCUAAGGGAGAGGCUACGAGGCAGAAUGGGAUUUCUUCCACUGGAACUCAACAGCCUACCAAAGUUGGACAGAUGCGUGUAAAAGAGAAUGAGCAAGAAGAGGGCUAGCUAAGAGAAAAAGGAUUCUGAGUCCUGCAAAAAUCUAAGCGUUUGGAUAUCUGGCCAUCAUGAGGACUUGACUAUAUGAAAGUUGAGGCUGUGUUGAAACGCCCGCCCUGGUGAUCUUGCAUCAGAGAGUUGGCCAGUGGGAUAUUUCAUCAUGGGUGAUUGAUUAGAUUCCAAGAACCCAUUGCCCCCAUUUUGGUUUUGGUUGUACAAUAAGCUCUAGCCACUAAUCCUAUUGGGAGAAUAGGAUGUUCUAGUUAAUAAAAUAAGAUUAAUAGAGCUAUCAUUGAGCCCAAAUAUGGAUUACCAAUUUUUAAAUAAUUGUUAUAUAAUAUAGGCUAACACCAAAAUAAUACCAGGCGUGACAAGACCUUUCUUUGAUUUGGAAGCACCUACAGAACCUUGGAGGUGUUUGAGGCAUCGUUUUGAGAUUAUUCAGAAGUUUAGAUGUACCAAAUAAGAGAACUAUCUAGGAGCGCUGCUCAGAAGUGAAUCCUAAAUAGAAUGCUCCCAAGCAGAACUUCCUGCAGCUACAUGUGAAAAGCUGCGUCUUCAGCUGUGCUACAAGCAUCUUGAAUUCUCAACGUUACUGAUAUCUGGUUACCUCAUUUUUACAUAGUGUCCAGCUCAAGUCCACAAGCCCUUGAUAUUUUAUCUGGGAUAGCAUCUAUUUGACCUUUACUGUCUUGUCUUCUCUUUAACCUGUUUCCGGCUUAUUGACUGAGAGUUGCACCUGCCCAGGGACCUCUCAUGCAGCGUGGCCUCAGCUCCAGGACCCAGAGUGGGCGCGGAGAGCCCGUGGUCACAGUGCACUGGGGUCAGUGCUCACCCUGCCAGCCUGGGGCUGAGCCCCGCGAGCCACCAGCAGCAACAGUAGCAACUCUGCCGGCAGUGUUGCAUUGAAGAAGGUCAUUGCUGGACGUUCUUCCAUCCUGAAGAUGAUUUUCGAAGUGGAGCAAUUCUGUCAAUACAGUUUGCUUCUACCCACAGAUUGAGCAGUCCAGUUUCAAAAGUUAAUUGCCACCUAAGCAAGGAGCUUGCCAUGAAAUCAGGGUUCAUUUUAUUGAAAAGACUUUCAGAGCUUGUCGGAUUUAUCAGUAGACUGCUGAGAACAAUGGCAAUAUUUUUACUUUUACAGAUUUUACUUUUCUGACUUCAAGUUAAAAAGUAACUUGUAUUUAGUCUGUGCAGGGGAUUGUGACUUGAAAAUUUCCCUACCCUGAUUAGCUCUUUUGGUAGUGAACACAAUGUUUAAAGUAUUUGUUAGAGGAGAUACAUGUUCUCUGUUUAUGAAUGCUUUGCAGACCAAUUUAACUCACAUGUUUCAGGAAUAUUCUUCCUAGUUUAAUAAGUAAACUAAAAAUUUUAUUUUUUAAAAUAAAAAAUACAUUUUUAUUUUGUUGUAUUUAGUACUUAAUACCUCUCCCAUGUUGUUUAAAAUUAGCCUGCAGAUAUUUUCCCUCACCUCUAUAGGCUCUUGCAAGAUAAACAUACAAAGAGUGAGACAAACAAAAACAAACAAUAAAUUAAACCAAAAAAAAAAAAAAAACUUUGAAAAUCAUAUUGUCUUCAUCUUUGUCCUUGGAAUUUGUAUUUUGUCUUUCUGCCUUUUUUUGGUGUCAAAAUAGAUGAGAUUGUUUGCAUCUAUGGAGAAUACA